Messenger RNA from Neospora caninum, 6516 nucleotides. RefSeq lists its product as hypothetical. Gene Ontology annotation, biological process: organelle organization. The transcript is spliced from 46 exons. The record is from RefSeq and is a predicted model, not a curated record. Gene Ontology annotation, molecular function: protein binding. Gene Ontology annotation, cellular component: cytoplasm. Lineage: Eukaryota; Apicomplexa; Conoidasida; Eucoccidiorida; Sarcocystidae. Bases 1 to 6516 code for a protein of 2171 amino acids.
AUGUUGCGACUUGCGGAGGCCUCGCUCCAGGGGCAGUCGCGGGAGGACGCGGUUUAUGGAAACGGCGAGCGCAACGAGAAGGCUUCCUCCUUUGCAACCGGCCAGGCAGCCGUCGCUGUUAAAGUUUCCUACUUUUCUCUGCGCGUUGAGGUCGCUCAAGCGCUUCAAGAAGGGGCCCCGCUGGCUCUUGCUGUCAUGUACAGAGAUGAAAAUCUCUCCCGGGUUUGUCAGCAACCGGAGCGCGUCGUCUUCCGCUCGGUGUAUUCGCGACGCCCCAAGGAACCGCUGAUCAUGGACAUCGACCGGACUUUCAUCUUGCCCUUCUUUCACAUUUUCCCGUCCGGGCGACCCGCGAUCGACAUUGUCAUUGUCCAUGAAUCCACGAAAAAGUUGAGAAAAGAAAUUGCCUGGGCACGCCUGGACCUGGGGCUCUCCUAUCGGCGCUUGGGCGGACUCAGCAAGACUCGGGAGUAUCCUCUUUUUGCGCGGAUGAAGUCCGCCGCACCUGCAGGCAUCAUAAAACUCGCAGCUCGCCUCGCUCACUUUCCAGACGGCUCGUUCUCCUCGGGCUUCCUCUGGGACUUGGACGCGCUGAAGCACAAGGCCGACGCGUUGGUAGAUGGCGUCGAGAGGGGGCAUCGCGCCGCUGACGGCACCAGGCUCAAGUCGCUCGACGCGAAGGAGACGAUGCCCGACCAGGGGCAACUCCCCAAGGCGCGCGGAUCGCUGGAUUGCUUACCGGAACCGGAGUGGACAGGCACUUGGUAUCGAGAGGACGAGCUUCGCGUGACUCGCGCGAGGCGCCAGCGGCUGGUUCACGAGGCACAGCAGCUGCAGCGGUUCGAGGAAGUCGAGCUAGGAGAUUGCGUCGAGCCGGAGAAACUCAGCGCGCAGCUAAGAGCGGCUGAAAGACGAGCAAACGCCGGGGAAAAUCAAGAGACGGGGCGCUCAGCGCAGGCGACGCCUGCGUGGCAACAGGACGGCUCGGAGGACUCCACCGAAGAUGAGGAAGAGAAGAGGCGACUCGAGAUGGAGCUGCGCAGAGUGAGGAGGAGACAGAAAGAGGCGAGAACAGUCCUGUUCGGAGGAGAUCGAGAAGCAGCUCAGGCGAUGCGAAAUAUCCGUGCCAGGGCACUCGAGCUGGCGCUUGACAAAAACAGUACUUCUUUGCGUUCGGCACCGAGACCUCUGAUAGACGUUCUUGGCGAGGAAAGGGACGACGAGUCUUGCCCAGUCACGGUGUUUCCACAGCUGCAUGUGAAGGCAGCGGACUGCUCGAUCAAAAACUUCGCCUCGCUUUUCCUCGAGACGUCGCCUGAGGAAAUGUUUGCGCUCUGUCCCGUGCCGCUUUUCUCCCCGGACCGGAUCUUCCGCAACAUCAACAAGUUUCUGAAGAAAGGCUCCAGCGCAUCGGAGAGCACCAGUCUGUGGCUCCAUUCGCCUCAGCACGUGUGCAACAAACUCCUCGACAAAGUGGUGUCCCGAGAUCUUUCGAGUGCGCGAGUUACCGACGAAACCGACCCGAAGAAAAAUACGCUGUACUCGCACCUCUUCGCGUCGUGCCAAUGCGUGAGCGCGAGCAGCGCCUUUUCCUUCGUCGCCACGAACGUUGCCAUUGAAAUCGUCGAGCGGCACCUUUUCGGAAUCUCUGAAAAUUCGCUCUUCCUCGGGUCUUUACCGUUCGACAACCCCCAUCCGAGCGGCUUGCUUAUGUGCACAAAGGCCCAGAGAGAAACCGAAGAAAGUGAAAAGAGGGACACCAUUGUGGAGAGCCUGAAGCAUUUGCAGCAGCGCAUCGUUCGCGCGCAACAGCGUGCCCACCAUGCUGCCAGUAUAGCUGCGUUAGAAGCGAAGCGACGAAGAGGCGAGGCUCUGUCGAAGGAAGAAAGAAAAAAUCUCGCUGCGUGGAAAGAGACUGCUGUAGAAGAGAAGCUGCAACUCCAGAGAAAGUCGUCCCGCGCAGCUCGGUGGACAGGUCGGGAUUCUAGAUCGUUUGCAGAGGGGGAGAGAUGGCCGGAACCCCGAGAGGACGUCUGUGCGGGUGAAGGGGGGCGAAACAGAGACGGUGCCAGCGUGCGCGUCUCUGACGAGAAGGGACUUCGUCAAGGGUGGAAGAGGCAGCUGACAGGGCCAGAUGAAGGCUUCAGGCGGUUCGAAAGCUCGAGUCAGGAGGGCGCGGUCGCGAGAGAGGACAGCGUCGCUGCGGUCCAUGCAGCGAGGAAAAGAUGGGCAAACUUUGAAAAAAACUUUGUGUUCGAUGGACUCGAGAGACAAGCAAGAGAACGGAGGAAAACGCUGGAGGUUCUCAAACGUCAGUGGACCGGAGGGGAUCUCGACCUUCGUCUUCUCCCAGACAAUCAUCCUUUCAGUGUCUUCAGACUCUUCAAAUUCGACAAGAUGUUCAUGGCCAAACCCAGGACAGAAGAAGCAUCGUCCGGCGGCCAGCUCGCAAUUCUCGUGCUGGGCGAUGAAGAACACGACAUUGAAGAGGCAAGCAAGUUGUACGGCAUUGAAAUCCAAGCCCAAAACCUGAUGAAUGAUGCAAUCGUUGAGCUGAAGCGCCGCGGCGGUCUUCAGACAGAGGCAAACGGGGACUCUGCGAGGGGCGUCUCCACGAAGCGCGGCCUAGGGCGUGACUCUCUCACUGCUCUUCAAGUCCACGUGAUGGCAGCGAUUGAUUACAAGGGAUUCCGCGUCGUCGUUUUCGCCCUGCCCGCGACUGUCCCGAGAUUGCUCAAUUGGCCUCAGCCCGUCGCGUCUCAGCUAUCGGAGGAACUGGCGUUCGUUGAACAACGCCUAAAUCUCGCGUCGCUCGUCAAACCUCAGACGUGGAAGGGCUCUUUUAAGACCGACGAAGUCAUAAUGAAGACUGUUCUUCUCUCGCUUGAUCCAAGCAGCGACGAUGCAGUCGUCUUCUACCGGCUUUGCUUCGCGUUUCCUCAAAUGGAUAGCUUCAGCCUUGAGGACGAACAACAGCCUCGAUCGUCGGCUUACGUUUCUCAAGGAAAAAGGAGAGAAAAAAUCUGUGAACGUAUCAGAUGCAACGCCUUCGUUCACGCUCGGGACAUCGAGAUGGCCAUUCGGCACCAACCGCCCACGCAACUCUCAGCCGUAGAUCGAGCCUGCAGGCAGCUCCUCCACGUUGUCAAGACAGCGAAGACGGGAAACGCGUCUCACUUGGCAGGUCUCCAGCGCCUUUCGCGUGGCGCCGUGACAAGCACCUAUUUGGACCCUCUCGUGCACUCUCCCAUUGUGAACAUGUACGCCCCCGACGAGAUCCUGGCCCUCGCUGAACUUGAAGGAAUGCCACCAUGUACACCGUCGGAUUCCAUCAGCUUAACCCAUUUUUUUCACCUGCGAGGCAUCAACAUGCGGCUGCUUGGACAUAUGAUCCGCGGCACGCGCGCAGCCUGGCUUCAGCACAUGCUUCAAGUAGAAGUCGUCGCAAGAACAGUAAAGCGAAUCCUGAAGGAUGUCCUCCGGUCUCUCGUCUUUUCUGCCCACGGCUACCUGCAAACAGCUCGGGCGCGUGCGCAGGGCGCGAGCAUGAGGAGACUUUUGAAGAGACCCUCCUUCGACUUAAGUGCAGCUCGAGAAAUGAGGGAUUUUCACCCGGGGGACCACACUCCCGAAGAGUCGUCAGAAAGCGACGACGAUGAUGACACAUCUUCCAUUUUCAGUCGGACCACAACAGAUGACUCGGUGGAGCAGCAGCAUCAUGCAGGCGGCAAAGUGAAACUUGGAUAUCCCCGCGAGUCCCUGCUUCGCGAAGCAGCCCUCAAUGUUCCCUUCGGUAUCGCCUCACAGCUGCUCGACGACGUCCCUUACCUUCGCGAUCUCAUGUCUCAAACUUUCCGGCACUUUUCUUGGGCCGACAUCUUGUUGCUGAAUCUCUUCAAUCUGACCCUCGGCGACUCCUCAGAGAGCGACGAGUUCUGGGCCAGCUUCCUGACUGCGCGGUGUAGCGAGUACUUCGGCUUGGAAGCCGCAAGCAUUGCCAAGUCGCGCAUAAGCCGGACAGCUCUCUAUAUCGCUAUGCAGGUAUGGCUCCCGGGACUGCGUCGAACGCUAGAACUGCCAUCGCGCCUGCCGCUUCUUCAACUCGUGAAGAACCCCGGCAUGAUACCGCUUCAUUGUCAGCAGGACUCAGACCUCGUCGUCAGUCCAUCUCCAUCGCAAAUUCUCCUGGCGAAGUUCAUAGGCCACACACUGGUUCAGUGCGCCGUUCCGCUCUGGCGUGUAUGGGACGUGGUGGAGAGAGGUUUGGACUCCAACAACCUGCUCGCUGCUUACGUUUCGACGAAAGCGCAUCCUCUUCUGAUUCGCCAAAACAGCUGGCACCUCCCGAACGCCGUUCUGGACGUUGUCGGCGGUGCAAUCCGAUUCGGCGUGUGGAAGGUCGCGCGAUAUCUCGCCGAAAGGUGCCUAAACUUCUAUCCGGAGUCUCACGCCGCUGCAACACAGAAUCGCCUUAUGGCGUUUCUUGCAGAACUCCAUGGCAGCGGUUUGCCCCCUUCGAAUCCACGUCUUGUGAACCUCACUGGAGCGUGCGGUCGUGCCAUUAAGGACCACUGGGAAGAUACGCAUCCUGUCCGGCUCGAUCUUCUUACCUAUCAGGCGUGGCAUAUGCACGUCUCCGGAGAUCUGUCGGAGUGUGCCUGGUUACUUCACUGCGCACUGACCGUGGCAGCCACCAUGAUUGGCCAUCGAAGCUACACGGAUCGCAACGAAGUCCGCAAGCUGCUGAUGCUGACUUCCUUGUCUCUGAAGCCUUUCAGAGAGCAACUAGAGGUGACGACGCCUCGUCAGGUGACGAACUUGCGUAUGGCAGGCUUGUUGCGUCUGCUGGCGCGGUCAAAGCUGCUGUGGCUCCUUGAGGGCGACCAAAAACGCAAAUGUCAGACCUUCAGCAAUCCUGGAUAUCGCAAUAACCUGGCAACGGAGGCGUGCAAUUGCCUUCAGUGGGCGUUGGAUGCGUACGACUUUCAUUUGGGCACCGAAACGCUCCUCACUGUCGGCACAGCCUACGAGCUCGCUCUGGCUAUUUUCCUUUUGCGAAAAUCGACGCGAAGUGACGAAGCGCUCUUCCUGGUGGAGACUGCUGCUCGCCUGGCAGAGGCCGCGCUCCGGGUUCGAACGAAGCUAUUUGGCAGACAACAUGUGACUACGCUAAACACAGCUCUCCUUCUCGGGUUGCUCCUGGCCGACCAAGGAAAACACCGGCGGGCGAUGAGUCUGAUCGAGGCGGUCAUUCGGAACAGCUUUAUAAGAACCCUCUGGUGUCUCCCCGAUGCAUUUUUCUACGACACGUUCCACACACACGGUCGCGUCAUCCAGCCCGAUGUGCUGCACGACGCGCUCCUCGCUCACCGCAAACGACGAGAGGAAGCAGCUGCGACUGAGAAACGAGACGGGGACGGUGAACAAGAACAACAAGAAGAAGACCGGGCCAAAAAUCCCACGCAGGACCGGCUCAAAGAUAUCAGCGCUAUCGAAAGCGGCAGGGUUCUUCAAUUCAAGGACGGAGGCUCCGCGGGGCAGAAGCCUACAUUCAGAUUUGCUCGUUUGAGCCGCAGUGAAAACGAAGUUGAAAAGAAUGAACCGCAGGAGGCAGACGACGAGGACGACGAGCCCGUGGCCCUCGUCACAUUUGCUGAGCAGUCCAGAGACUCCUACGCAUUUUUGACUCACCAAGACGAGGCUCCGUCAGAUCUUCUCAUCCCCGCUAUACAGGACCUCGAAGACACUCUCAUUCGCAUCUACAUAAACCACGGAAUCGAUAGUGCCUUGGAACGCCGGCUUUGUUCACUUUUCCUCACGCUGGAUGUGAUCGAAAGAAAAGGCUACCAACCCAUGGCGGUCAUGUUGGCCCGGUACGAGCAAACGUCUGCGGGCGAUGACGACCAGUGUUGUGGCUACCUCCGGUGGCUUCUGGACUCCUCUGCCAGCUCUGAGAUGCAGGCGCUCGAGUACAUUCAGCACUACCCGAAUAAAAAGUCUCGUGCUGAAAUUUUUAAUCCAGAUGGAGACCUGUCGUUCGCAAUAUGUCACGGACCCCCUCCCACUAAGGGAUCGAAAUAUUCCACUGCGCUCGACCGAUUCGUCAACGAGCUUGUCUGCAAAGCCCAAGCAGCCGUAGUCGAUGUUCACCGUCGCUUGCUAGGCGGCGAAAAACCUAAGCUCUUCGCGAGGACGGAACUUCCAAGCUGGAAGCGGAAACUUGUCAAAGCAAUGCAGAAAAUGUGGUGCAUUUUAAUUCUUCUUGACGUAUAUCGAAAGCGCGUUCCGCCAGACAAUGAUGCAGAGAUGCAGAAGCCCAAGCAAUCUCCUUGCAGAGCGUUACCCGACGAGCUCGACCCUAAAAUGGUGCGCGCGACUGUGGCGUUGCUUGGCAAGGAGAAGUUCCAAGAACUCUUCCCCAAUCAGCCAGUUGGAGACGCUACGGUUCAGAAGUUAUCCGAGGAGGUAUCCGUCCCACAACAAGAAUCGGCUUCUUCGUACUCAUACAAGAGAUAA